This is a messenger RNA of Seriola aureovittata, 8001 nucleotides long. Its product is annotated as gamma-aminobutyric acid receptor subunit gamma-3. Lineage: Eukaryota; Metazoa; Chordata; Actinopteri; Carangiformes; Carangidae. Gene Ontology annotation, cellular component: GABA-A receptor complex; dendrite membrane; postsynapse. Gene Ontology annotation, molecular function: benzodiazepine receptor activity; GABA-gated chloride ion channel activity; GABA-A receptor activity. Gene Ontology annotation, biological process: gamma-aminobutyric acid signaling pathway; signal transduction; monoatomic ion transmembrane transport. Bases 575 to 1915 code for a protein of 446 amino acids. The transcript has 9 exons. The record is from RefSeq and is a predicted model, not a curated record.
AUUAUAAAGCUUGAUAUUGAAAUAUUGUUCCAAAGUAUUCCAAUCUUUCUUCCUUUCUUUCAAACCCAGUUACAGACGCAUGUUUUAUCUUCAUUUCUGCUCACAUGUGGCAGAUUCUCCCGCGCACAUCAGGGGGAGAGAAAGGUUUCCCUGCUGCUGGAACAGCUCGUAUGAGAGCUGCAAAGUAGUCCGUAAGAAAGUGGAGUGACGCACACUUACCAAUAGAGGAGUUUUUGAUGAAUUACAGGCUUUCAGUGGAGGCGUUCAGAGAGUGCGCACCUGCGUACCACCAGCAGUGUCCGUGCCCAGGAUACAACUGCUGCUCCGCCGCCUGGAAAACCACCGCGAGGACGGACAUUGUUUUGGAAACGCCUGAUUUCUUUUCUUUCUUUUUUUUUUUUCUUUUUUUUUUCUUUUUAACAAUGAGUGGAAUUUGUUCUGGAUUACAAACUAUGAGGCGCCUCUCCUCCUCUCCCCUCGCGCUCUCCUCUGAGCAGCUGUGACCAUCGCGUGCAGACACCGACACGCGCCGUCCUCGCUCUCAGCUCCACUUGUUGUCACCCUGCGAGAAAACAUGUCGCCCAAAUUACUGUCCUGUGUCUUUCUGCUGUCAGUCAUCCAUACCUGCUCUCUAACACUGGAGUACGAGGGGGACUAUGAGGAUGUCACUGUGAACCAGAUGCUGGCUCCUAAAUCCCACGAAACCGACGCCACGGAAAUACUCAACAAUUUACUGAAAGAAUAUGACAAGAAACUGCGGCCGGAUAUCGGAGUCAAACCAACCGUCAUAGACGUCGACAUAUUUGUGAACAGCAUCGGCCCAGUGUCGUCCAUAAACAUGGAAUAUCAAAUCGACAUCAUCUUCGCCCAGACAUGGACAGACAGCCGUCUCAGAUACAACAGCACAAUGAAAAUACUGACUUUGAACAGCAAUAUGGUCGGACUUAUUUGGCUACCAGACACCAUCUUCAGAAACUCCAAGAAGGCCGAUUCCCACUGGAUUACGAUGCCCAACCAGCUGCUCCGGAUAUGGAAUGAUGGGAAGAUACUUUACACCCUGAGGCUGACGAUAAAUGCAGAAUGCCAGCUGCAGCUGCACAACUUUCCGAUGGAUGAGCACUCCUGUCCGCUCAUCUUCUCCAGCUAUGGAUACCCACGAGAUGAGAUGAUUUACAAGUGGAGGAAGAACUCUGUGGAGGCGGCUGACCAGAAGUCCUGGCGUCUCUACCAGUUUGAUUUUAUGGGCCUGAGAAACACGACAGACAUUAUAAAGACCACAGCAGGGGACUAUGUGGUGAUGACGGUGUACUUUGACCUGAGCAGGAGAAUGGGUUACUUCACCAUCCAGACUUACAUCCCCUGCAUCCUCACCGUGGUCCUGUCCUGGGUUUCCUUCUGGAUCAAAAAAGACGCCACACCAGCCAGAACGGCUUUAGGUAUAACCACAGUGCUGACUAUGACGACUCUCAGCACCGUGGCCAGGACGUCACUACCCCGAGUGUCUUACGUCACCGCCAUGGACCUUUUCGUCACCGUCUGCUUCCUGUUCGUCUUUGCCGCUCUGAUGGAAUACGCAACAUUAAAUUACUACUCGUACAGCACCAGAAGACCCAGCUGCAUGGAACAUAAAAGAUCAAACUACUCUGUCCUGGAUGUGCGACCUCCACACACCGUCAUCGCUUUAAACAACUCCAUGUACUGGCAGGACUUUGAGGACGCUUGUGUCUACGAGUGUCUGGAUGGAAAAGACUGUCAGAGCUUCUUCUGCUGCUUUGAGGAGUGUAAAGAAGGCGCCUGGAGAAAAGGACGCGUCCACAUAGAUCUACUUGAACUGGACGCAUAUUCACGCGUCUUUUUUCCCACCUCCUUCUUACUGUUCAACGUGGUCUACUGGGUGGGCUAUCUCUACCUUUAGCACGCUGCAGGAGGUUUCAAAAGGAGGACAGCACAACAAGUUUAAAAAGGUAACGCCAAAUAAACUCAGUGACCUGGAGAUGAGCCUGUGCCGAGCAGGGAGGACAGGAUGGACUGCGUGCUAGUGACAAUACAUAGACAAAAGACAGAAAUGUGCUUUGUACUGUUACCCCAAAACUUCUCAAUCAGGAGGAUGACUUGAGAUGUAGGGAAUGUACAGGCGCGUUAUUAUCCAGCCAUCAGUCAAAUCCAGUUGAUGAAAAUCCAAGGACAUUCAAACCAUUCAUAGUGCCUUCCUCUGGAGGGGUAGAUAGUAUCUGCUACAAUAAUCAGGGAAAAAUGAUUUAUAAAAAAAUAAAAAAAAAUACAAGAGCCUGGCUUUGACUGAUUAUGGCUGCUCUCAUUCAGAGCUUUGAGUUACAUUUAUACAACAGGCGUUUGUUGUUAACAACCACAUGAAGAAUCAUUAGGUUCCUAUCGCUUCAUACUCACUUUCGGCCAUUAGGCGUGACUCAUUCCUCUGGCUUGCAGCACGAUUAGUGCCCCUUAUAAGUUUCAGUAAAUAAAUUGGUUUCCAGGGAAGAAAGAUCUGAAUAGCCUUACAGCAGAAGUAAUAAUUUGUGCUUUAUUAGCAUAUUUCUCUACGUUUUAGGGCAUGAAGUCAAUUAUUCUAAUGGUUCUUUGUAAUUUAGAUAAGUUUUUGUUUGAACAGGGACAGAUCUUUCAUUAGGGGAUCUUUGGUGUGUACACUGGGAAAUAAAAUGAUGGGAAAGUCCCUUUAAUAAUUUGAUAAUUGAGCACAGAUCAUAUUUUUAAAGAAUAGUUUUAAGAUAUUUGAUGCCACUCUGUUAAUACUAAGAUUGAUGUGACUUUCGUGUCUGAAUGCUAAAAAGAAGCUGAAGCCAGCAGCCGGUUAGCUUAGCUUAGCAUAAAGACGGAAAGUUUAUGUACUAGUAGUUGGGAUAUUGUAAGGGUUGUAAACAAACAAGCUGUGAUGUAUUAGUUGGCUUUAUUUUUUUACUUGGACAGAGCAAAGCUAACUAUUUGCCCCUGUUUUAAGACUUUAUGCUAAGCUAACCACCUGCUGGUUGUAGCUUCAUAUUUAGCAUUCAGAUAUGAGAAUCAAUCUUCUCAUCGUCACGUAUUUUCCAAUGAAAUGAAAUGAGAUCAAUGAGUAUUAUUGUUUUGAUAGGAGUCAUAUAUAAAGGACUGAGUGAGUGAUGAAGUUACACCGCCGAGUGUUGGACUUUUCCCAUUGGCUGUUGCUCUUUCAAAAUGAUUUGGCGCUAACAGUUUCUGUGACGUGGUCAGGGGCCAUUUACAGAGGAUCCACAACAGUUUUCAACAACUGUAUUUCCUCGCAUAGUGACCGUGACCUUUAGUUACCCCAACUGCAGUAGGUAACUGGCCUUGAUUGCUAUUGGUCUGCACCUGUUUGCCCUGCAUAACCAAGACUCAAAACUUCCUGUAACUGUUUGCCCUCUAGCGUUUCAGUGGACAGAAACCCUUUAUUUCAUAACAGGACUUUUAUUUCUGGGCUGACGUGCUGCAGUAAGCAGCUGUGUCCGAAUUCAAGGGCACCGUCCUUCAGAGGACGUGGUGUUUUAAGUUGUGGCCCCUUGACAACACGUAACUUUUUUUUCACAACAACUUGAGAUUUUAAGGCCCUUGGUUUUAACAGUUGUACCGUAGCUGUUGAACUGAGCUGAAACCCAAUACUCUAUCCCUGCUGUUGUUUGCUGCUAUAUAAUUCAUUAUCAAGACGCAAUGAAUCUUGGGAUAGGUUGGGCCGUGAAAUGGGACAACCUAGUUACGCCGCUGUGAUGCAAUCGGUCUUCAAAUGCAGCCUCCAAAGCAUGCGGCCCCUAAAUUGGGAAUGGCUAACGUAUUGUCUCAUUUCCAGUCGCUGAUGUUUCUGAUUUUUUGACCAGUUCACCAAUGUGGCGGCCAACCGGGAUUUCACCUGGAGCUCCCGAUGACCAGUCAGGAUAGACUACGGGACAGUCUCAGAACAUUAUGCUAUUGCAUUGUGAGAUUAUUUUUAAAAAUAAUUGUUUUGGAACAGCUGCCCAAUUGGCGCUAUCCAUGGUACUGAAAGGGGGAUUUAAAUCUCUGGCAUGUUAAAUUAACAUUUAACUAUUUGUUUAGUUGUGUAUGAACACAUCCCCCAUGUUAUCCGCAUGAGGAAAGGACAAGGUACUUGAUUGGACGAGUAAAGACACUCUGCUCUGGACUGUGAUACGAUUUGAUUUUACCUGCACACACCUAUACAUAUGUUUACCCCAAGUCUUGUUCUCUUUACGGGAAUGCUUACAUUUUUAGGGGUUAAAUAUAAUUGCAGAGAGUAGACAUAACAAAUGAGUUUUUGUUUACCAUGUGCAUUGUUACAGAUUGGGGCCUUUCACAAAAGAUGCAUAUUAAGUGUUAUUUUUCUAGAUGAUAGACAUACUCACAACGUGUAUUGGUGUUGCACAGCAGCCUCUUCUUGCCAGAGCUCUUAGCACACAGUAUAUAAAGUGAAUAAUAAAAAGAAUUGUCUCUUCUUUCAGCUGUUAAACUAACAACAACCCUACAGUUCUUUUCCUAACACAGUUGGAGAAUGGGAUGCCACGAAUUAAACAUAACGGGCGUUAUUUGUACAUUACUUUAGGCACAAAUAUAAUAAUCCCACUCGUUAGGUUCACUCAUCUCUGUUUAGCCGUUGACUCUUGUUUGCAUGCAAUAGACAAUUAAACAUUAUCCUGAAGAAGCUGUAACACGUUGGGAAAUAGAAUCAUAGUUUUAAUAUGGACUGUCAGUAUCAUAAUUUGAUUUCCCUGUGUUUAGACUUGGCAUUAGCAACCGUUGAAUUGCCUUAGUGUAGCCCUCCCAGAGCUGAGAUGAACAACAGAAAUACAUAUUUACCUCUGAUAAUAACCUCAGCAUGGUGAAGACCUCACUGCAGCGAAGGCUACUUCUAUGCCUUGGGCAGUAACUUAAGUGGGACUUUUUAUAUCCCUUUUUUGAGCUGUUUUCUUUUUAUUAUAUUUGCAAUAUAUGUGCCAAAUAUUUCACAUAUGUGCCCAGUCACUCAUGUUUUCAGGCAAGUUUGAACAACCCUAAAACAGCUAUAUUAAUAUGUUUUUGAUACUGCACACACAGUAUAGUGUGGUGGUAGAAACCUUUAGAAGAAAAAGAAAUGUAUUAUAUGUAGAUAAUGUUGGCUUUUGAAAUGUGGUGUAUUUAGGGACUGCCAGGGUUGAUGCUGCGUUCACACUGUGGCAGUCUGCACUAGAAGUGAAACUCGACGCUCAUUAUUUCCACUAGGAGAAAAACAGUAAACUCCGCCAGCACUGGUGUAAAGUGCCACCUACUGUGCCUGCAAACAAGACAAACAAGAUACUGAAUGAAAAUGGAUGCAGCCACAUAUGUAAGUGCACAUGCUCAUCACGUCUCCUCAGCAAACACUGACAGCAGCUCUUCUGACUGUCUUUUUGGUUCUGUUGUUUGGCAUUUAUACCAGUUACCAUACUUUAUAACAAACACAGAAGUUAAUCUGCCACAUGUGGCAUUUUGUUGGCCACAGUGUGAAUGCAAACCUGUUGUUUUAUAGCACAUUUUUGCAGGGCUUGUUGAUUCAUUACUCUGUUGAGCCCAGAUGUUAGUGUUCCGACUCCCUUCUCCUAACAGUUGAAGGGAAAUGCAAUAAGGUAUUCUGAGUGGUGCUAUACUUUACAAUAACUCUUGCAUUUCCAUGUUGGUGUAAAAAAGUGAUUUAAGUUCCAAGAACACGCACUUUUUGUGGCGGUAUACUGUACGACAGAUCUCAUGCUGGUUUCCUCACCAGCUGAGUCACGUCACAUUCAUUUGUAAGUUUGUAUUCUGCCAAAUGGGCCCCGACUAUUGAAAUCAUACUGACUGUCGACUAAACAGAGUCUAAAACACACAACUGCAACAGACACAAGACAGUUCCUGCAACACUUAACUAAAUAAAACUGAGGCGUAAAAGGUCAAGAGUUAUCGUGAACAUGGCUCCAUGGCAGUUUGCAAAGAUCAUUACUAUCAAAUUUUCAAGUAAGAUCAUAUUUAUAUGACUUAGAAUUGGCUUUCCUGAAGAAGUGAAACUGCCCAGAGGGAGUGUUAUAACCUCUUGUUUUGUAAAUGCAUGUAAAUGUUUGUAUAUUCCGAGGCUGGUAAGUAAACAGCUGUUAAUGCUAACAUUGGCAAUGUAGCAAUAGCAAAACUUACAAAGAGCUCCUUUAAAUUGGAAAAAAAAAAGAUUUGAGUGCAAGUGUUGCUCUGCACAUAAGGGAUUUACAUAGAACAUUCAUGGAUCCUCAUGAGUGAUUUGAUUUCGCAUGUUGUCAGAUUCGGACAAAACGAAGUGAAUGUGCCUCUGAUGUGUUAAACUGAUAAACUGGUCGUCCCCUCUGCUCCCGACGAGAAGUCUGAGGUUUUAAAAAGCCAAAUUUCCACCCUCCUUCCCGUAUUUACUUUCCGUAUUGAUUUUGAGCAGCAUGUUUUUUCCAGCUGGACAGUUCACAUUUUUCAUUAUUACACCGGGAGAAACACAGGGAGAGAUUCAGGCUGCGAUUUGAUCCCAGGAUCAUGUGGGCAUGUUCGUGGCUCCAGACUGAACCAGUGAACCAGCGCUGGGCACCGUGUCAUCUGUGCCAAGGAUCAGCAGGACUUUAUGCUGAUGGGGCAGGUGGGUGGGGAGUUUAGAAAUUAAACUUAUCGGUCUGCCACUAAUGUGCUAUGUAAACCCCUUGCAAAGAAAGCAAUGUAUUUUAUGAAUUUGAAAGUUUUGUCACUUAAACUGAGAGUUUUCAGAGUAUUAGUGCAAUUUUGGUGACUUGAAGUACAAUAAACUCACUUCAGUCAGAUUGCACUGAUUCUAAGCCACAUCCAGUAAAUAUUAUUGUGUGAAUAAGCCAAAGACAUUUCUGUUUCAGUUUAUUCUCUGAUAGUUGAAAUCAUGUUUGAGGAAAUUGUUGUGUUUAAAAAAAAAAAAAAAAAAAAAAAAAAAAAAUAGUCCAGCUUCCAUGUAUUCAGUGCAGUACAGUGAAGUGUCAUUUAAAUGGAAACUAUGAGCGUAACAGAAAUAAUUAGCCUAGAAAUGCUUAAAGAUGGUAUUUGUCAUUUCAUCCACUGUUGUACUAUUUGUGGCAGAAAUCCAACUGACAGCUCCUGUGUGCUGGAGACCGACGCGUGUCUCUGCAGCUGGACACACACUGUGUUUCUACCACUGGUUUUCCUUCUGUAGCCGAACGUUUGCGCUCUGCGUUGUGUUUCAGCAGUGGUGAAUCAUAUUUCUGUUGACAUGUAUUAUCUGCUAUCUAACUUACUGUAUACAAAAUACGCAACUGUACACUUUUCCUGCUUUUGUGUUGUUUUGUUUUGUUUUUUUUUCCAUAUUUUCUGCUUCAGUGUGACACACGGUAGAUAUUUCAUUACUCAGUGGUACAGUCAAGUGCAAGUGUUGAGAUUGUACGCCUCAACAGCGUGGUGUCCUGUGAGUGGGGUUGUUUUGAUGACAUUGCUCCUUCAGUAUCUACAGUCCAUUUCAGAUUAUCAUGCUAUUUUCAUACCUAUGGAUCUGAAAUGGGCAUUACUACCAAGGACCAGAAAAUAUCAAAUAAAGGUUUGUUUUUUUAAAUAAAUGUACAUCAGUGCAAUCAAUCGAUCACUCUUGCGUUUCAAAUGUUAUUUGUUUAAAAGCGUUUAAAUUCAGGCUAUAUUGGGUUUUAUUAGAAAAUGUGCCUCCUAAUAGACAAUGUCUUACCUCAGCUGCUCUUUGUGCACCUCUGGUGUUUUGUCAAAAAUAAUUGCUGGACAAGAUGAAAUGCAUAAUGGGACAUAUUAGGGAACUUCUAACUACAACCUGCAAAAGAAAAAUGAGAUCACCGCCAGUCUCCAUAGUUGCACCUGAGCAAAAAUAUUCAAACCCUUUAUUUGUUUCAUGUCAUUUCCGUCACCCUACGGGAGAAAAGGAACAGAACAGUUUUCUUUUCAACUUAAAAUCAAAGCAAAUUGAACUACAGUCUUUCUUCAAAUUCAAUUGUACAUGUCUGAAAUUCAAUAAAGGUUUUUCAACCUACAGGAGUA